AUGGUCGACCCCAAUGAUCUAUCUACCACUGUAUUGAAAGCAAGAAUUGCACUAUUAGCAACAGCUAUCGGUGGUCCCGAUUAUACUUCAAAUCUAGAUCCACCACCGUACAAAUUGGGUGACGAUUGUUUAGCAUGUCUUAAAGAUUUGAAAAGGUGGUUUAGAUUGGUUGAUGAGAACCAAAAUCGUUGGGAUGUAGCAAUAGCAGCUGCAGAAUACAGGAUUUUACAAGACGAUCUGAUACCAAUUCUAAUCGAUUGGGAGAAUAAAUGUUCAUUGGCGCACAAACUGAAUAAAGAUUCAUAUAACAAGGAAUAUCAUGACAACAUAGCCCUAUUAUGCGUUCAACUAAUAGUUAUUAUGACAUGUCCCCAAGUAUUAACAGAUCAAUCCACAGCCAGACAAGUAGCCGUUUACAGUGAAUUAAAGAAACGUCAAUUAGAAUAUAAAAGAGAUAUACUGAUGGCAGAAAGAGGUAAGGUAUUGAGGGCAAUCGUAAGGUUGGCUUCAAAAGUUAUCAAAAUUGAUAGAAUUGAUAGAACUCCCAGAGAUAACGUUGUGUUAAGGUUAAUUAUCAAUUUAUUUCGUAAUGUUGUAGCCAUUGAACCAGGUGAAUUAAACAUCACGAAGAAGAAACAGAUUUCCACCAAGGGAAUCAACAGUGUAGACACUUUACCACCAGGUGUCUCAAUGGAUGAUAUAUCAUUGAACACAGUCAUUGCGGCAUUCCAAAAGAACAAGGUUUUAGGAUUAGUGUUAACGUUAGCAUCAUCCAUGUCAGUGGAAUUUGAACAAGAUUUUAUCAAUACACCUUUGAUGGAACUUAUGUUUUACUUAACAAAGGACAUUCCCCCUGAAUCCCUUGUGGGCAGUGAUAAACGGCAAGAAUCACAUAACGACAGUGACAGAGUUUCUUCAACAGGCGCAGAGUUGUUGAAUUUACUUGAUAAAGAGAACAAUCUGAAGAAGAAUGUGAUUAAAAACACAUCUACAAGGCAUUCGAGAUUUGGUGCGCUCUUAUCCAUUCAAACCCCUGAUAGUGGUAGGUUGACUGUAUCUGGUGGUGGUCAAAAUUUAUUAGAUGAUAGCACUGCUUUGAAUAAAUUGGACAGUAGAAAAAAAUGGAAUAAAAGAUCCGUACAACAUCGUGAUGAUAUAGUAGCUGAGGGCUUACCCAAUAGUUUAUUAAAUUCAGGAACUAAAUCAGGGUUCUCUCUUGAUUCUACCAUGAUGAAAUUUGCACAUUUUAUCGAUGAUUUCAUAGAUUCCAGUUUUAACACCUUGUUACACAGCGUCACAAACCAAUACACAGGGGAUCAAGAUCAAAUGACCACUUUGGAAAAAACUGAAUAUUUAUUAUUUUUCUCGUGGUUUGUAAAAUACCAAAGAGAGAAAUGUAAUAAGGAUUUAGCCGCCGAUAUAAGUUCUGUGGAUUCAGCUUUACAAGAAACAUCAUUUAUCUUAGUUUCUACAAUAUUGCGUACCGGGUAUGAACUGAAAAACUGGGCUGCUGUUCAUGCGGGAAUGAUUGCAUUCAAUGAAUUAUUACUUUUAAUAAGUUCCAUCCAAGAUCCAUACAAUAGCGAUGAAGUGGAAUUUAUCGUGGGAAAAUUAUUCAGUGACGAUAGAAUUCAACUGCUAACAAGUCUUCCGAAAACUGCAUUUAGAUAUUCUCUGCAAUAUAUGAAGAGUUGUGUCGAAUUGGUACAUACGGUGUUGGAAACGUUAGAACAGUAUACCAAGGAUAAUUCUUUAACUGUCACCAGGAAAACAAAAAGUACUAAAAGAAAGGAAAUUACGGAAGAGCAAGUUACUGUUUUGAUGGACUCCCAAGGUAUAGGAAGAGAUGAAGCUCUCGAUCUUUUGAAUCCAUCCUUUAAAAAGAUGGAAUUUAAUUUCAUGAAAGUGUUGAAGAAGUUUUGCGUUGAAUCAAUCGUCGAUACUUAUAUCAAUUAUCUUCAAAGGUUUAGAGAAUUGAAUGACACUGAAAUUAAGAAAGCCAUUUAUUUUUUGCAUCGUGUAUUCGUACAAGCUUCAGAACAAUCAAUUUUAUUUCGACUUGACCUGAUAAUGCUCCUAAAAGACAUGCUUGCCCCCGAUGGGGUGAGCAGAAAGUCUCGAGUGAGAAAGCAUAUUGAGCAAUUCUCAAACUAUUUUCUAUACAAAUUAAAGAAAAGACUCAAGAGCUCGCCCUCGUGGUACAUUGGAUUGCUGUUCCCGUUGUUAUACGGGAGUGAGGUCGGCUACUUUCAGAAAUACGGUGAAGUCAAGCCACAUAAGGAGAAUAACUAUCACGCAGUUCCUCCUAGUCGGUUUAAAAACAUUGAAGAUGAAGAACAAUUGCCUGAAUCGGUUCUCAAAGACAUGAAAUUUGGUAUUCUUGUUUCCACCUUAAUUGAUGAUGGGAAGGAAGAAUUGCUUAUCAGUUUGAUAUCACAUAUGCAAGUGGCUCUUGAUCGUUUUAAAUCAUGGCUUUCAGUCAACGUGCAACAUGAAAGAGAGACAGAAAACUCUCCUGAUGAAAUACUCGGUUCUGAAAAUUUCAAUGGAUCCAAGCCCUUCAUAUUCGACAAAGAUUUCCGUACGCUUUUGGAUUUGAUCGGUUAUUCUUUGCCGCUCAAUGUAGAAGAACAGUGUAAACUUCCAGGAAAUGUUGAAAUCGAUUCCCUUCAAGAUUCUUUGGAAUUGGUGAAAAAACACCUGGCUACACCCUUCCAAACUCCUAAUGGACUUCCAUCUUCCUCAUAUCUCCUAAGACCCAAGUUGAAUGCAUCUGGGUCGAAUGCAGAAGAUGAUGGUUGGCAUGGGGAUGAUGAAUAUGAUUACGAAGAACCGGGGAUUGUACCAGAUGGUCAACAGCUAUUUGUGACAGAUGAUGAUGCAUACUUCGAAGAGCUUGAAAAGGAUAUGGGAGAUAAAUUGUCAGGUAAAGAAACUGAUAAAGAUAAAGGAAUUGCCAAAUCAAAGAAAAAACCUAAAGCCAAAACCAAAAGAUCCAGGAAACAAAAGGACAAUUCUUCGUUACCAUUGCAUGAUAUUGGUGAACAACCUGAAAAAACUAAGCAGCGUAAGGAUGUUUUGAGUAAAGAUUUCAUUAGUGAUUCUGAAGAAGAGGAAGAUAAUAUCAAUCCAUUGUUUUUUGAAAAUGAAAUGUAUAUGAGAUGGUUACUUGAUAAACAUAGAGGGCAACUUCCAGAGGAAAGGUAUGCUCUCUUCGGUAAAUUUUCUGCCGAAAGGAUUGCUAAUAAUGGUUCCCUGGUGAAUGAUUAUUCCGCAUUAUUUGGUGGUGCUGUACCAGAUCUGGAGGAUUUACGUAGUUCAGAAACAACUAGCGAUUCACCUGAUAGAACAUUGAUAUCUUUAUCGAGGCGGGUCGCAGCUGAGAUUGAAAAGGCCUCUGAAGAACCUGAACCUCAGAAUACUCACGAGACAGAUCUUUCAGAUUCUGAAGUAUCCAUGGACGACUUUCCGGUAAGCACAUCCAAUGCUGAUGCUAGAACGAGCCCUUUAACCAAGCGGCCAACAACUGAUCUCUCGUCUUCAGAAGAUGACAACAGCACUGGACAUGCAAACCUGUCGAGAAAAAAACGUAAAGUUCUAUUUGCUGAUGACGAAGAUGAUGAUUGA
Molecule: messenger RNA, 3627 nt
Organism: Zygosaccharomyces rouxii
Lineage: Eukaryota; Fungi; Ascomycota; Saccharomycetes; Saccharomycetales; Saccharomycetaceae
Gene: TOF1
Product: Tof1p
Exons: 1
Coding region: 1-3627 (1208 amino acids)
Biological process (GO): DNA replication checkpoint signaling; replication fork arrest; DNA repair
Cellular component (GO): replication fork protection complex
Molecular function (GO): DNA binding
Source: RefSeq, a predicted model, not a curated record